UUUGGGUAUGUCUAAGAAACUUGUUGUAAAUUAGAUGGGCAAAAUUCUGUACAUAUUUGUUUUUUGUUAUACUCUUACAAAUGUUGAAAGCUUUAUAAUGGUUGUUCAAUUAAACAUUUAACAAACAUUUUAUACAGAAGAGGAGGAUCAUGAUCAACUCUACACAAUCUUCACAUUUCACACUCUCUGCCUACUUUGACACUGGGCUUGUCCAGUCCUUAUAUUUCAUGAUUGUUCUUUUUUUGUAUGUUUUCAUUGUGGGUGCCAACAUGUUGCUCAUUGUAGUUAUUUGUCUGAACAGAAGUUUACAUGAACCCAUGUACAUGUUUCUGUGCAGCCUGUUUGUGAAUGAGCUGUUUGGCAGCUCUGGGCUGUUUCCUUUCCUUCUGCUUCAGAUUCUCUCUGACGUUCACACUGUUUCAGUUCCCUUUUGUUUAGUGCAGGUUUUCUGUGUGUACACAUAUGGAAGUGUGGAAUUCACUAACUUGGCCAUCAUGUCUUAUGACCGAUACCUGGCUAUCUGUCAUCCUCUACAAUACAACACAUGUAUGACCUCUAGUAAGGUCACCUUGCUCAUAGCUGUUAUCUGGUUGCCCCCUGUUCUAGCGGUUCUUGUUUCAGUAUGUCUGACUGCCUCUUUACAGCUGUGUGGGAGCAUCAUAAAUCAGGUUUAUUGUGAUAACUACUCAAUCAUAAAACUUUCAUGUUCUGACACCACAGUAAAUAACAUCUAUGAACUUGUUGCUGCUUCUAUCACACUCUGUGCUCCAGUCUCCAUUAUCCUUUACACUUACAUCAGGAUUCUCAAAGUGUGUUUUUCUGGAUCCAAACUGACCCGGCAGAAAGCGGUCAGUACCUGCACACCUCAUCUGGCUUCUCUGCUGAACUUCUUUUUUGGUUCUUUUUUCAUAAUAUUACAGAGCAGAUUUAAUAUGAGCAGUGUACCAAAUAUUUUGCGAAUAUUCUUGUCAUUAUAUUUCUUUACAUGCCAGCCGCUUUUCAACCCUGUAAUGUAUGGCCUGAACAUGAGCAAAAUACGCAUCAUGUGUAAAAGUCUACUUUUAGACUUUCUUCGGAUUUCUGGCAGAUUUAAAUAG
Messenger RNA from Betta splendens (Siamese fighting fish), 1097 nucleotides. RefSeq names its product olfactory receptor 11A1-like. Gene Ontology annotation, molecular function: olfactory receptor activity; G protein-coupled receptor activity. Gene Ontology annotation, cellular component: membrane. Lineage: Eukaryota; Metazoa; Chordata; Actinopteri; Anabantiformes; Osphronemidae. The transcript has a single exon. The record is from RefSeq and is a predicted model, not a curated record. Gene Ontology annotation, biological process: G protein-coupled receptor signaling pathway. The coding region runs from base 150 to 1097 and encodes 315 amino acids.